AUGGCAAAGCCGCCACGACGCGCAGGCUCGGGUCUGCUGAAGCUCGUCUUGAAGUCAAGUCCGUCGGCCGUAAACUCGACGUGGACGGCUCAGGGGCAACGUCAGCACAUCUCAUGGAGCCUCAGCCUCGGCCUCAGCCCCAGUCUCAACCUCAACCCCAACCUCACUCCGCACACCGCACAGCUCCGCACCGCAUACCGCCAAAAUUGCCCCGGGGGGCAGGCGGCAACUCAGCCCGGGCCAGUGCCCAUUCCCCGCCUCAACGAGCCCGCAUCAGCCGUAGACGCCACGGCCAAGCUGGAAAGCUACGGAAACGACUGGGCCGGUGUCGUGCCCCUGACGGCACGUGUGUGCUCACUUGUCAUAUUCACCCAGCCUUACCGGGUACAGGCCGCCGCCCUCAUUUCCUCAGCGACCCCGGUAUCCUCGAGCGCCCCUGAGCCGAGCAAGGUUAUCGAAUAG
This is a messenger RNA of Metarhizium album ARSEF 1941, 462 nucleotides long. RefSeq lists its product as uncharacterized. Lineage: Eukaryota; Fungi; Ascomycota; Sordariomycetes; Hypocreales; Clavicipitaceae. The transcript has a single exon. The record is from RefSeq and is a predicted model, not a curated record. The coding region runs from base 1 to 462 and encodes 153 amino acids.